Carlito syrichta (Philippine tarsier) is the source of this 2278-nucleotide messenger RNA. RefSeq names its product chromosome-associated kinesin KIF4A-like. Gene Ontology annotation, molecular function: microtubule motor activity. The annotation marks the transcript as partial. The record is from RefSeq and is a predicted model, not a curated record. Lineage: Eukaryota; Metazoa; Chordata; Mammalia; Primates; Tarsiidae. Gene Ontology annotation, biological process: mitotic spindle organization; microtubule-based movement. The transcript has 13 exons.
GACCGAAAGAGGCAAUAUGAGCUGCUCAAACUUGAAAGAAACUUCCAAAAACAGUCCAAUGUGCUUAGACGUAAAACUGAGGAGGCAGCAGCUGCCAACAAGCGUCUCAAAGAUGCUCUCCAGAAACAACGGGAGGUUGCAGAUAAACGGAAAGAGACUCAGAGCCGUGGAAUGGAAGGCACUGCAACACGAGUGAAGAAUUGGCUUGGAAAUGAAAUUGAGGUUAUGGUCAGUACUGAGGAAGCCAAACGCCAUCUGGAUGAUCUUCUUGAAGACAGAAAGAUACUGGCUCAAGAUCUGGCUCAACUUAAAGAGAAAAAGGAAUCUGGGGAGAAUCUACCUCCUAAACUCCGGAGACGCACAUUCUCACUUGCUGAAGUGCACGAUCAAGUUUUGGAGUCAGAAGAUUCUAUUACAAAGCAGAUUGAAAGCCUAGAGACUGAAAUGGAACUCAGGAGUGCUCAGAUUGCUGACCUACAACAGAAGCUGCUAGAUGCAGAAAAUGAAGACAGGCCAAAGCAACGCUGGGAGAACAUUGCUACCAUUCUGGAAGCCAAGUGUGCCCUGAAAUAUUUAAUUGGAGAGCUGGUCUCCUCCAAAAUACAGGUCAGCAAACUUGAAAGCAGCCUAAAACAGAGCAAGGCCAGCUGUGCUGACAUGCAGAAGAUGCUGUUUGAGGAACGAAAUCAUUUUGCUGAGAUAGAGACAGAAUUGCAAGCUGAGCUGGUCAAAGUGGAGCAACAACAUCAAGAAAAGGUGCUGUACCUUCUCAGCCAACUGCAACAAAGCCAAACGGCAGAGAAGCAGUUAGAGGAGUCAGUCAGUGAAAAGGAACAGCAGCUGCUGAAUACACUGAAGUGUCAGGAUGAAGAACUUGAGAAGAUGCGAGAAGUAUGUGAGCAGAAUCAGCAGCUUCUCCAAGAGAAUGAAAUCAUCAAGCAGAAACUGAUCCUCCUCCAAGUAGCCAGCAGACAGAAACAUCUUCCUAAGGAUACCCUUCUAUCUCCAGACUCUUCUUUUGAAUAUAUCCCACCUAAGCCAAAACCUUCUCGUGUUAAAGAAAAGUUCCUGGAGCAAACCAUGGACAUCGAGGACCUAAAAUAUUGUUCAGAGCAUUCUAUGAAUGAGCAUGAUGAGGGUGAUGGUGAUGAUGGAGAUGAUGGGGAUGAUGAGGAAUGGAAGCCAACAAAAUUAAUCAAGGUGUCCAGGAAGAACAUCCAAGGGUGCUCCUGCAAAGGCUGGUGUGGGAACAAGCAGUGUGGGUGCAGAAAGCAAAAGUCAGACUGUGGCCUGGACUGUAGCUGUGACCCCACAAAGUGUCGGAACCGCCAGCAAGGCAAGGAUAGCUUGGGCACUGUUGAACGGACCCAGGAUUCUGAAGGUUCCUUCAAACUAGAGGAUCCCACAGAGGUGACCCCAGGCUUGAGUUUUUUCAACCCUGUCUGUGCCACUCCCAAUAGCAAGCUCCUGAAAGAGAUGUGUGAUGUAGAACAAAUUCUGUUAAAGAAGAUUGCUCCAGCUCCUUCCUCCUUUGACCUCUCAGAGUUGAAACAUGUAGCAGCAGAAUCCCAAGAAAAUAAGGCUCCAGGAAAGAAAAGGAAACGAGCUCUGGCCAGUAAUACCAGCUUCUUCUCUGGCUGCUCUCCUAUCGAAGAAGAGGCCCGCUGAAGUUGGAGUCAUCAUCUCCACCUCAAGUCUGGCUUGGGAGAUGCUUUCAGGAGUUUUUUAAUGACUCCUCUGAAUUUCAGGUUUCUUGCUGUUGCAAAAAAGGAACAGAAUGUUACUGAAAGGAAAGUAACAUUUGUUGGAUGUUGGCCCUCAUUCUCCAGCCCCAGACUACUACUCUAUCUUCUCCAGAAGGGUGCUAAGCUACCUAAUGAAGAGAGAACCAACUGAUUUUCCUACUGACUCAUCAAGAACUAGUCCCCAGUACAAUCUAGCUCUUUAUUUGUGAGCAGUUAUGGCUGUUUCCUUAUGGGGAUGAGACCAAGACUUUCUUAUCUCUAGGUUGUUUCUGCUUAAUGAAGGAGCCUGGCCUAGGAUGGAGGCCUGGCUCCCAUCUUUCACCCCACCUCAGGAGUGGGGUUGGAAUCUUUCCUGCCCUGCCCCUCUCUGGAUCUUAAGUGUUUUAAUAAUACCCUCAAUUUUCUGCCAUGUUGCUGAAGUAAAUGAAUUAUUUUUAAAUGUUAAAGUAAGUAAAUAAACCUUAGCCCAACUACUGUUCAGGAAGUUCCUUCUGUGCUAGAGGAAGAAAUAAAAUUUCAACCUGUGUUCCUCA